Molecule: messenger RNA, 1971 nt
Organism: Mytilus trossulus (common blue mussel)
Lineage: Eukaryota; Metazoa; Mollusca; Bivalvia; Mytilida; Mytilidae
Product: stomatin-like
Exons: 10
Coding region: 401-1222 (273 amino acids)
Cellular component (GO): plasma membrane
Source: RefSeq, a predicted model, not a curated record
GCUUGUUAUGACUCUAGUUUUUACCCGAUUAAACUUUCAAAUAUCAUCGGAGUGAUUUGAUUUAACAUUUAUAUUAAAAAGGAACAUACACAAAUACAACCAUUAGGAUCUUCCUCUAAUAUUUACAAAUAUAAUUGAAAUGAGAUUCGUUAAUUGCAGUUCAUCAAAUCUAAUCAAUACUGGUAUUUGUUUCCACUAUAAUCCAUAUAGCGCAGCUAACGACGUCCCUAAAUAACCAUAGCAAAUAGUUUUCUAUAGCUUUAAAACUGGAAUAAUCACGUCGUAUUAUACUGGGUAUACUCUGUGUUAACUGGACAUACACACCUGAACCUAACGAAGGAGACGUAUAUUUUAUAAAGGUUAAUUAACUGCAUAACCAGUAAUUGUGUACAUAUAUACGAUGGAGAGUAACAAGGUAGGUCCGGAUGCUCGGCAAGUUAGUGACGACGGACCCGGAUGUUGUGGGUGUAUUUUGAUGGGACUAUCAUAUUUUAUUGUGGGCAUGUUUUUCCCAUUUUCUCUGGCUAUGUGCAUAAAGAUUGUUCAAGAGUAUGAAAGAGCUGUUAUAUUCCGGCUAGGUCGAGUCUUACCUGGAGGCGCAAAGGGGCCAGGGAUGUUCUUCAUUUUACCAUGUCUGGAUGAUUUUAAGAAAGUCGAUUUACGUACAGUUGCUAACGACGUCCCCCCUCAAGAGAUUUUAACUAAAGAUUCCGUGACUGUAGCAGUUGAUGCAGUAAUUUACAGCAGUAUAUAUGAUCCGACCAUGUCUGUAAUUAACGUUGAAAAUGCUGACGCCUCUACCAGGUUGCUAGCAGCAACGACCUUGAGGAAUGUCCUCGGUACAAAAAAUAUGUCAGAAAUUUUAAGUGACAGAGACAGUAUUGCACAUGAAAUGAAGUCUCUCUUAGACCAAGCUACUGAUCCAUGGGGUAUAAGAGUUGAACGUGUUGAAAUUAAAGAUGUCCGACUUCCAAUGCAACUACAAAGAGCAAUGGCGGCUGAAGCAGAAGCGUCAAGAGAAGCUCGGGCAAAGGUCAUAGCAGCAGAGGGUGAACAACAUGCAUCAAUUGCUUUGAAGGAAGCAGCCGACAUCAUGGCCUCCAGUCCAGCCGCUAUCCAACUUCGAUACCUGCAGACACUAAGCACGAUAGCAUCUGAAAAGAAUUCUACUAUUAUUUUCCCGCUUCCAAUCGACAUGCUUGCGGCGUUUGGAAAGAAAUGAAUUAAUAUCUAUCAAUAAGCAUAAUGACUAAGCUUUAGUGAGAAUUCCUCUGAGAUUCUGUAUCUUGUCAAUAAAUCCACCCUUUUCAUAUUUAAUCAUUGGUAAAUUGAUCACAAUAUAUCUAUGGAUAAUUAAAACUAUCUUUCCCAUCAAAUAUCAAAGAGCAAUACUUUUUUUCUUCAAAUAAGUGUGAUAUCUUUUUGAAGAAUCAUAUUGGAUUUUAAAAACAUUUUCUUUUUGUAUACAUGAAUUCAAUAACUUUUGUGAUCAUAGUCCGUUUGUUAUGGCCACAUGGAGAACGUAUCGAUUAUAUAAGUGUGGCGGUUUACUCAUGUUUCAUGUGUUUGGAGGACUUGGCGAUAACAGAGAAUGAUCAAUCUACAUGUACAUGUAUUGUGUAGAAAACCAACAUAAACAGGAUGGAACCUGAUGAAUCAUGCAUUGUUAACGCUGAAGGACGAAUAAGUAAAACACCUAAACGUGAUUGGUUUGUUCUGUUAUAAUGGCUGUGAUGUAAUGCAUAUGUGUAAUUUUUUACCUCUACUUUCAAAAUUGAGGUUCACCUUUAUCUUUUAGAGUUCGUUAAAUCCAUGACUUCUGAUUAUUUGCAUUUUUUGAUAUACAAAGUCAAAAGCAAUAACUCUCUCAUGGCAAAGAACUAUAUAAUCUGCCUAUUUUAGAACGAUAAUUGAAAAAUAAUGUUUUUGUAUUAUCCGAGAUCAAGAAGUUGAAAUAAAAAUGUCCUGUAG